CUAAUUUGUAUGAGCCAUACUCAUUUACCGAGAAAACGAGCAGCAUGUCCCGCAACAUGGCCACGGAACGGGCAGCAUGCACAAAUUUGUUCGCCGCGGACGUGUAAACAACACAGCCUUGUCAAAUUAUUUUCUGAAUUCAGAAAUUUCCGUUGAUAUAUCCCACUAAAAAAUAUUCAUAUCAACAGUGGGGAAACUCGGGGCCGCGACAAAAACAGCAAACAGAAUUAAUGUCGUAUUUUUUCUAAGUCGCGACCUUUCCGAGUGUGCUGCAAUAUCAUCACCAUCGGCUCCCCGGGAGCCCCUAGUUUCACCAACAGCCUGGAGUCGUCGCCAAACGCCAAAUCAAGAACAGUUGGAAUAAAAAGGCGACCGACGAGAGAAAGAUACUGUAAUGUUUUUUGUUAUUUUUUUUCACCGUUUUGAAUGACUUUUUGUGCCAAAGAACUAAAAUUAAAUUCAAAAGUCCUGGAUUAUUUUGAAUUUCUGCAAAAUAAAUAAAAAUAAUAAAUAUAAGAAGAGCAGCAGCAGCAGGAACGCUAACCUAACGGUAAUAAACAGCAAAGUGAAAUCUCAAGCAAAAAAAAAAAAACGUUCGUGGGCAACGGCGCCUCUUGCUCCCACUCAGACUGAAGAAGCAGAAGCAUCACAGCGUCAGAGGAGCUUAGCUCAUUUACGUGAUGCAAAAAGUUGCUUCCUCAUAAAUACAAACAAACGACAACCAAAACGCCUUUGAACAAUUUUUGGUUUGCCUUGUCAGCAUAAUUGCUGCAGUUUUAAGUCACUGGCAACAGCAGCAGCGGAGCAGCCGAUAAACCAAAACAUAAUCAAAAGUCUUCAGCAGAGAGAGAGAGAGAGAGAGAGAGAGAGCGACUCUCGCACGCUCAACACACACUCAUAAACACAUAUAGCGAGAGCAAUAAAAACGCACAAUGACCUUGCCAACCAAUACAAACGUCGCAGCGAAUGGCGGCAGUGGCAGCGACGAUGACUCGGACAUGUUCGGCCCGCCCCGCUGCUCCCCGCCGAUGGGCCAUCACCAUCAUCGAUCGCGCGUGCCGAUGAUUUCGCCGAAGCUACGGCAGCGCGAGGAGCGCAAGCGGAUCCUGCAGCUCUGCGCCCACAAAAUGGAGCGCAUCAAGGACUCGGAGACAAAUCUGCGGCGCAGCGUCUGCAUCAACAACACCUACUGUCGCCUCAACGACGAGCUGCGACGCGAGAAGCAGCUGCGUCACCUGCAGAAUCUGCCCAGAACUGACGGCCGAAGUCCGGAACUGGCUCGUGAGAAUCUCUUCCAGCCAAAUAUGGACGAUGCUAAGCCGAACAACAACAACAACAACAACAACAACAUCAACAUCAACAGCAACGCCAAAUCCCAAUACGGAGACUGCUCUUCCACGGGUCGCACCAUGUGCUCCAUUGAAAACCAGCCGAUGCGCCAGCAGCCGACCACUCCCGCAUCAGCCGCUGCGCAAUCCGCCACGGCGGUCGUCCGGAAGCGAAACCUGUCCAGCAGCAAUCUGGUGAACGACCUGGAGAUACUAGACCGCGAGCUGAGCGCAAUCAAUGCGCCCAUGCUGCUCAUCGACCCGGAGAUCACCCAGGGGGCGGAGCAACUGGAGAAGGCCUCCCUCUCUGCAUCCCGCAAGCGAAUGAGGAGCAACAGCAUCAGCGAGGACGAGAGCGACCGGUUGGUGCGUGAAGCCCUAUCCCAGUUCUACAUACCGCCGCAGCGCCUCAUCUCGGCUAUCGAGGAAUGCCCCCUGGACGUGGUCGGACUGGGCAUGGGGAUGGGCGUAGGCAUGGGCAUGGGCAUGGGCAUGGGUAUGGGUAUGGGCAUGGGUAUGGGCAUGGGCAUGGGCAUGGGCAUGGGUAUGGGCAUGGGAAUGGGCAUUGGAUCGAGCGCUGGCGCCUCCAUGGACAGUCCAAACAGCAAGCGCAACAAGCUGUCCAUCGACCACCACCACCAUCACCAUCUCGAGCUGGACGAUUUCGACAUGAACCAGAACCAGAAGGACUUUGAAGUGAUAAUGGAUGCCCUGCGCCUGGGCACACCCACGUCUCCCAGCGUCGCCAAUGACUCGUGCGGCCAGGCAGCCAUGUUGAGCGAGUCAGCGAGUGUGUUUCACAAUCUUGUGGUCACCUCGCUGGAGACAUGAAAGUAUCAGUAAAUCCCUCUGAAAGAUGAGGACCAGUACGCUGAGGAUCGGAGAGCGUAGAGCGUAGAGCGUAGAGCGGAGGAGCAGACAAAGAGUUAGGUUAUGUAAGGCACACCUACUCAUGCGGUACACCCGUGUGGGUGUACAAGUACACAUACUCACACACACACACACACACACACACACACACAAACAUCUCUAGGUUAUAACUAGCAUCUAGUGAGAGCGAGCGAGAUGCCAGUAUUACUCAUUGCGAGCAUAUGGGGCGCCCUAUGAUGGCCACAGAGAGAGAACCAGCCGCGAGCAGCGGUAUCUUGCGGAUUGUACAAAGAAACAUCAAAUAUUUUAGAAGAUAAUUCAAAGAAAGAGCGGAAAAGAAAUAGAAAGUAGGAAGAAGCAGGAAAAUAACUACAUUUAGAGAGAACAUAGAACAAAUGGAGACAACAAAUGAAAAAAGAGUAUAACAAAAAUCAAAGAAUUUGUAGUCAAAAUGCAAAGAAAGAGAAAGAAAUACAAAAAACAAAACACACAUAAAUUAUUUUUUUAAAGAGAGUAACAGAAUUGUAAGCUUCAUUGUAUAUCUCCUUAUAAAUACAUACAUACUUAAAUAUAUCUCCAUUUAGAUAAGACAAUAGUUGGUUUCCGUUUUGGUUACGCAGAGAACUCCAUUCAGCAUGAACUUCCAAUCCAAAACAUUAAGCAAUCGAAUCAAUCAAAGGCCAAGCACAUUCCAGGGUAUGCCCAGUAGAUGUUCCGCUUCCCUUUCUUUGCACCCAUUUUCCACACGCUGAGAUGUCCUUGGAGUCUCUCUCCUAGUUCCUGAACUAAACUGAACUUUGUUCUGAACACUAUUGUUUAUUUUGUUCCGUAUUUUUAAAAAAUAUUUUAUACAACAAUCAAUUUUGUAUAUAUCUCAAGGAUAUACAUAUACAUAUAAAUAAAUACAUAUGUAUGUAUGUGCACAUAUAUGGAUAAAAGACGUUAUCCUAGUCACUGAAUUCAAGCGAAAGAAAACAGCUUUCGUGAAAAAUAGCCCACAAAAAACCACACAAAAUUUUAACAAAAAUGGUUUCAAUUGUGUAAAUUGUUAAAAAAAAAAAAACAAAAUAAGAAAGAAUUAUUUUUUCGAAUUGGUUCAGUUUUACUAUAGUUUUCCCCCCCAAUUUUUCAACAAAAAAUCAUCACGAGAUUGAUUAUGAUUAUAAAGGAAAAUGUUCAUGUUCGAAGACACCUGCAACAAUGUUGAUUCAAAAUGGCAAUUUAAAAAUUAAAAUGAGAUAAAACCAACAAAAAAAAAAAAAUACAAAAAAAAUACAAAAAAGUGCAAUUAGAAUUUUUUAAAUGUGGAAGCAAGCCUCAAACAAACAAACAAACAAACAAAAACAAACAAAAUUAGAAAGAAAACCAACUAAAGUGCAUUCAAAACAAGAUUUAAACGAAAAUCAAGCAAAUUAAUAAAAAUAUGAACGUAAUCUUAAGAUAUAUUAAUUCUUACAGAAAAAUGAAGCAACAAUAUUUAUAAGGUAGAGAAACAAACAUUUUUUCUUCGAACAAAAGUGAGAUGGCUGUGAUAGAAUAAUUAAGUUUUUUUGACUAAUGAAAAAGAAAAACAACCACAAAUUGUUAUUAAAAGAAAAGAAGAUUACAAACCAAGAAAAAAAUAUUAAAAAAAAAGAACAACAAAAUGUAAAUGCAGAAAAUCAUGAAUAUUAUGAUCUAUGUAUAAAAUUAACAUUUAGUAUUAGCGAACAAACAAAAUAUUUAUAAAGAGCAAGAGGAAGAAACGAGAGAGUUGCACUUUCUUUCCGAGCGAAGAGACAGAGAGGAUUACUCUCUUGUGCAACUUUCGCUCGCCUGGCUUUCAUUGAUUUUAUAUACAUACAUACAUAUGUACAUAUUUGUAUACAGAUGUAUAAAUAGUGUUUUUUUUUGCGAAUUUUCUAUUAGUCGCCUCGCCUAAGCUUUCGAUUUCGUUUCUCUCUUCCGCGGUUUUCUCGCGUUUGUUUUCAUUUCACGUCUUUGGCCUAAACAAAAUCGGCUCUGUUCCCUCAGAAAUGUUAAGGGUAUAACGAGAAAGAAGUGCAGAAUGGGGGAGCCCUACGUUCCUAAAGAUCGAUUUGGCAUCGAUAAAAUACAGCAAUAACCCCAUUCGAAUGCGCGAGGAGCAGUUAAAGUUAUAUGAAGCGGUUGGUCUGCCAGGAGUAUCAGGAGUAUCAGGGACAUGAAUAGGAGGGAGCUAUACAGUUUGCCCCCUCCACUAGAGAUCACUGAUCCCAUAGAGCUAUCCAAUCCCCAUACCCAGAGCAUACCCAACACCCUUAGACUCUGUUUCAAAUUUAUCUCGGUUACCUAAUGAAUUAUUUUGUUUAAUUCUUAAGUUUUUUUUAUAAUUUUACAAUUAUGCUUUAGUAUUAAAUACGAUUACGACUAUUAA
Drosophila pseudoobscura is the source of this 4593-nucleotide messenger RNA. Its product is annotated as keratin, type II cytoskeletal 5. Bases 933 to 2159 code for a protein of 408 amino acids. NCBI's taxonomy places the organism in Eukaryota, Metazoa, Arthropoda, Insecta, Diptera, Drosophilidae. The transcript is spliced from 2 exons. The record is from RefSeq and is a predicted model, not a curated record.